AUGUAUACACCUGAAACAUGUCUUCAUGGAUCGACAAUGGGCGCCAUAUCGACUGAUGGCAAAAGCCGUUCUUUCAGUAUCGAUGCUAAUGGCUAUGCUAAAGCGGCAGGACUUGGACUUCUUCUUCUCAAACGUUUGAGCGAUGCUGAACGUGAUGGUGAUCGUAUCUAUUGUGUGUUGCGUGAUGUUUCGAGUAAUAGUGAUGGAAACGAAGAUCAGCGAAGUUUUCUCGCUCCAUCUGGGACUGGACAACUAAGAUUAUUGAAAAGCAUCUAUGAACGAACCAGAAUAGACCCUAAGUGUGUCUUCUACGUCGAAGCGCAUGGCACAGGCACACCAAUAGGUGAUCCUACUGAAACCAAUGCUGUAGGAGAAUUUUUCAAACGUACGUCAUCGGAUCCUCCUUUACGGGUAGGCUCUGUAAAAAGUAACCUCGGGCACACAGAAGCACUAUCUGGUAUUACUAGCCUUAUCAAAACUGCACUAUGUAUGUACCAUCGAGCUAUUUCGCCCAAUAUGCACUUUAAAGCACUUAAUGCAAAAAUACAAGCUGAUCGUUACCAUAUAGAAAUAGUCCAGCAUCUUGUGCCAUUCCCACCUCUAUCCGAUAGGAAUCCUGUUCUUAUUGGUGUCAAUUCUUUUGGCUUGGGUGGCAACAAUGCACACGCAAUUGUAGAAGAAUACCAGCCGAAUCUUAUAUCAACUAAUCAGAUUUCUGAUAAUAAGUGUUUAUGCGAUAACAUAGAUCCUUCAGAGAAUAGACAACAUUUUAUUUUCAUCUUCUCAGCGAGAAGUCAGCAAUCUCUCAAAGAGCAAGUGGCGAAUUUCAAAAAUUGGCUUCAACGAACUUUAUCAUCAAAGAAUAUAUCUGAUUCGGUUCUCUUUGCUGGCAUCGCUCGACAGUUGUUAAUCAAGCGCACGAUUAGUCAUCCCGACUUAGCUAUACUUGUUUUUGCUAAUCGUAACCAGCUGCAAGAACAAAUUAAUUCUUUUAUGGACGGGCAUACAUUUUCGGGAUUUUUUCUGGCACAACGCCCAAUAAAACAUAAAUUUUUCGAACUUUGUUUCGUUUUUAGUGGGCAAGGUUCUGAAUGGUGGGCUAUGGGGAAACAAUUAUACAAUAGCGAGCCAAUCUUCAACUACUGGAUUCAUAAAAUUUCGGAUGCCUUUACUGAAAUCAAUGAUGGAAAAUGGUGCUUAUUGCAUGAACUGGUUGAAACUAAAAACGAGAUGGAAUCUCGUAUUAAAGAAAUAGAAAUCGGUCAACCUGCUCUAUUCGCUGUUCAAAUUGCUUUAGCUGCCCUCCUCGUUUCCUGGAAUGUUUACCCGAAGAUGAUCGUCUCCUAUGGAUUUGGAGAAUGUGCAGCAGCAUACGUAGCUGGUCGGAUUACUUUGCCAGAAGCAGUACGGAUUGUUUACUAUCGCUCACGUUUCGAUCAUGCUAUGAUUAAUCGAAACUAUCUCAACUUAACAAUAUCUAUGAGUAAAGAAGAUGUUCAAAGACUUAUCAUGGAGGGCUAUGAACAUCUUGUCCGCAUUGCGGAAGUUAAUACUCCUAAUUCAGUGACAUUAUGUGGUCAAGAAAAGACAAUCAGAGAAUUGCAGAUGAUUCUUUCGAUACUCCAUCCAAAUAUUCUUCACUCAAUUUCUCCUGUUAGAAAUGCAUUUUCAUUGGAGGAAAUAGAUCCGUCAGGCAAUCGAGAACGGUUUAAAGCUUCACUCAAAGAUAUCAAUGGUUGUCGACCAAAAGAUUUAUCAACAGUUUUUAACGAGCAAUGUUCCACAGCUCGCUACUAUUCAAGUACAUGUGGCAGUGAAGUUACAGACCAGACACUGGAUGUCGACUUCUGGCUGCAUAAUGUUCAACAUUGUAUUAAUUUCAUUGACGCUAUUACAAACAUUAUUCAAGAGAAGAUCCCNAAUGAAUAG
This is a messenger RNA of Adineta ricciae, 1929 nucleotides long. The record is from the annotation of a GenBank genome assembly. Lineage: Eukaryota; Metazoa; Rotifera; Eurotatoria; Adinetida; Adinetidae.